This is a messenger RNA of Aspergillus luchuensis, 1053 nucleotides long. Its product is annotated as putative glutamine-serine-proline rich protein. Gene Ontology annotation, cellular component: outer membrane. The transcript has a single exon. Lineage: Eukaryota; Fungi; Ascomycota; Eurotiomycetes; Eurotiales; Aspergillaceae. Bases 1 to 1053 code for a protein of 350 amino acids. The record is from RefSeq and is a predicted model, not a curated record.
AUGGCAGCUCAAGAGUACUUCGGUGGCAGCAGUGCCACCCCCGCCAACCCUGAUCGCCGUCAGCAGAACCCCUCUCCCUGGUCAUCCCCAGCCGUCGACACUCCCAGCUCCACCGGAUACGGCUCGUAUCCCCCCUCCGUCGAGAACGGCCACGACCGAUACGGCGCCUCUUCUCCUUAUCCCCCUCAGGGCGCUGGAGGCUACAACAGACCUUACAGCCCAUACCAGCAGCCGUCCCCUCAGCCCGGCUACCAGAACCCUGAAUACUCAUCUUACGGUGGACGCCCACCUUACCCACAGUACGAGCAGCCUUCACAUUACGGCCAGCCUCCCUCCGAGUCGAGGCCCUACCCGCCUUACCCUCAGCACGAAGGCUACGCCUCCCACCAGCAACCUCCUCCAUACUCUCCUGAGUCGUCCACCGACCCCGCCGCCGCCGGCGAAGGCGAGAAGGGUAUCAUGGGCGCCCUCGCAGGCGGAGCAGCUGGUGGUUUCGCAGGACAUAAGGUCAACCACGGUUUUCUCGGCACCAUCGGUGGAGCUAUGAUGGGCUCCGUGGCCGAAGACGCAGUGAAGAAGCACAAGGAGAAGAAAGAGCACGAGGAAGAAGAGCGCCGUCGCGAGGAAGAACGUCGCAGAAUGGAAGAACAGCGUCGUAGGGAAGAACAAUACAGGAUGUCUCAGCAGCAGCACCAGUACCACCACAGACCUCCUCCCCAUCACGGCGCGCCUCUGCGCGGAAACUUCUCCGCUUCGGCUCGGGAUAUCCGCCUCGAAAGUCACCACGAUCUGGUGGCUGCUUGUGGACGGGUGUCUGGGGAGCUGCAGCUCUCAGUACUUCCGCUGAACAGUGUGUUGGCUAAUCACUGGGGAAAGUUUGCGUGGGAGCGGAAUGGAAACUUUGCGGCGUCUGCUAGGAAUGUUCGCUUGGUCGAUGGGGGCCGUGUGCUGGAGGCGGAGUUGGCGGAUGGCAAUGACGGAUGGAAUCGGACCUGGAUUCGUCUGGAUGAGAGAAUUACGAACCAGAAUGGUCAGCUGAUGUUCCUGGAUUAG